AUGCCUCGCAAAUCCGCUCCCGCCUACGUCCUAGGCGUGGGAAUGACAAAGUUCAUCAAGCCAAGAGGCAAGGUCGACUACCAUGAACUCGGAUUCGAAGCCGGCGUAAAAGCACUGUUGGACGCACAGAUCAACUACGACGACGUCGACCAGGGAGUAGCAUGCUAUUGCUACGGAGAUUCAACCUGUGGACAGCGCGUCUUCUACCAGUUCGGCAUGACGCAGAUUCCCAUUUACAACGUCAACAACAACUGCGCGACAGGGAGCACCGGUCUCAACAUGGCCCGGCAGGCCAUCGCAUACGGAGCCGCCGACUGUGUCCUCGUCGUGGGAUUCGAGAAGAUGUCGCCCGGCAGCCUCCAAACCUAUUUCAACGACCGCGAGAACCCCACGGGCACCACGAACGCCAUGUUGAAAGCAACCAGAGGCGUCACAAACGCCCCCGGCGCCGCACAGCUUUUCGGCAAUGCCGGACGCGAAUAUAUGGAGAAGUACGGCGCAAAGGCAGAAGACUUUGCGGAAAUUGCUCGUGUCAACCAUGAGCAUAGCAAGAGGAACCCAUACUCCCAGUUCCAGGACGAAUACACACUAGACCAGAUUUUGAAGGCGCCCAUGAUCCACGCCCCCCUGACAAAACUCCAGUGUUGCCCAACCUCGGACGGCUCUGCCGCCGCUGUGAUUGUCUCUCAAGAGUUCCUCGACAAGCGCCCGCACCUCAAGUCUCAGGCGGUCCUGAUCGCCGGCCAGUCAAUGGCCACCGACUCUCCCCAUCUCUUUAGUCGUUCGGCAAUAGACCUGGUUGGCUAUGAAAUGACUGCGUUGGCCGGCAAGGAAGCCCUGAAGCAAGCCGGCAUCACUCCAGACGAUGUCAGCGUUGUCGAGGUCCACGACUGUUUCAGCGCCAACGAAAUGUGCGUCAUUGAUGGCCUUGGUCUGUGCCCCAAGGGUAAGGCGCACGAGCUCGUCCGACAAGGCGGUAUCACAUAUGGUGGUAAAUAUGUCAUCAAUCCCUCUGGGGGCUUGAUUUCCAAAGGUCAUCCUCUAGGUGCGACUGGACUCGCCCAGUGUGCCGAACUCGUUUGGCACCUGCGAGGCUGGGCCAACAACCGUCUCGUCAAGGAUACCAAGUACUGUCUCCAGCAGAACUUGGGUCUCGGAGGUGCUGUCGUCGUCACCGUGUACAAGCGCGCCGACGGACAGGCUGCGACUCCCGUGUCGGACGCCGAAGUUGGAAAGAUCAACCACCUAGGAUAUAACCCUGCGACCCAGGCCAAGGGUUUUACCGUCGAACAGGCCAAGCAGGUCUUGAGCAAGAAGUCAUACUCCGAUUGGGCCGUUCAAGACGUCCAGAGCAAGGUCCAGGCCAGGUUCUAG
Messenger RNA from Exophiala spinifera, 1374 nucleotides. RefSeq lists its product as uncharacterized. The record is from RefSeq and is a predicted model, not a curated record. The transcript is spliced from 2 exons. Lineage: Eukaryota; Fungi; Ascomycota; Eurotiomycetes; Chaetothyriales; Herpotrichiellaceae. Bases 1 to 1374 code for a protein of 457 amino acids. Gene Ontology annotation, molecular function: acyltransferase activity, transferring groups other than amino-acyl groups.